AUGGCCGCGACUCGUCUGCUCCCCUUUCUCCUCCUGCUUCUCGUCUCCCACGCCGUCCUCUCGUCAGCCGCACCUCGUCGGCCAAAAAAAACCGCUCUGAAUGUUCAAGCCCACGCGAAGCGCCAUCGAGGCGUCGUAACUCCCGCCGCGACCGGCGGGCCCAUUAAGUACAGUGGAGGUCCUAUCGUCGCAGGCAACCCGACGGUGAACAUCUACCAUAUCUACUACGGCAGCUGGCCGUCCGGGUCCGGGCAGGAUUACAUCGACAACUUCGUUAGGUCUUUAAGUAGCGACUCGGGCGCGCAGGGCUCGUCGAGCGACCCUACGGUGAAGGGGUGGUGGGCGAUCACGUCGAACUACUAUCAGUCGAGCUGGAUGGUGAAGAAGAACGUGAGCUCCAUGGUGCGGCUCGCGGGGACGACGUACGACAAUUACUCGUACGGCAAGGCUCUCACCGACAGCAACGUGGUCUCCAUUCUUCCUCUCUGGAUGCCGUCUUCCCCGGAUUUCUUGUCGCCUUUUGAACGCUGUUACGCCGUCGUCUCGCUUCCUACUGUGUGCUUUCACCAUUUUAUGAGAGUGUUAAGCUUCGACUAA
Closterium sp. Naga37s-1 is the source of this 597-nucleotide messenger RNA. Lineage: Eukaryota; Viridiplantae; Streptophyta; Zygnematophyceae; Desmidiales; Closteriaceae. The record is from the annotation of a GenBank genome assembly.